CGAAUUCUCUCUUCCAUCAAUAAUUUGACUAUCACUUUCUUUGUCCAAAUCUGCAGUGGUCCAAUGUGAAUACAGAAUCCAACGGCUCCGGUACGAGGAUACUAUAAUGAAGAACAUUAGGAAUCGGGGAAAAGCCCAAGAUCGUUGGGAAAAGUUGAGGAAAUAUGUUAGAUACACUUGGGGAGCUUGCUCACUGGAUGACAGAAAAAGUGAGCUAAACCAAACAAGUUGCACUGGCAUUAUGAUGAAAUCAUUACAUCACCGUGAAUUGUCACACAAGCAGAGAGUGCAGGAUAGAUCUAAUGCAGCCAGUCUUAGCAAUAAGGUAACCUUCCUGAAUGAGAAGAAAGUGGAGGCACAUAAUACUCAAGCGGUCGGUUCAUGCUCAACUGUAGCUCCAAAAAACCUGGUUGGGCGAUCGUCUUUCUCAAUAUGCAAACCAGAAGAGCCGCCCAAUGGAAGCUUAGACUGUAAGAGCUAUGAAGGUUCAAGUGAAGGCAGGAAGUGGAAGAAAGAAAAUGCAGCAAUGGUGAGGGAUAAGUUAAAAGCUGCCUUGGCCAAAAUGGAGUCGUCCUCUACAUUAGACAAUGAGGCAGAGUGUUUCUGA
Messenger RNA from Salvia splendens (bonfire salvia), 607 nucleotides. RefSeq lists its product as uncharacterized. The record is from RefSeq and is a predicted model, not a curated record. Bases 107 to 607 code for a protein of 166 amino acids. The transcript has 6 exons. NCBI's taxonomy places the organism in Eukaryota, Viridiplantae, Streptophyta, Magnoliopsida, Lamiales, Lamiaceae.